This is a messenger RNA of Danaus chrysippus (African queen), 750 nucleotides long. NCBI's taxonomy places the organism in Eukaryota, Metazoa, Arthropoda, Insecta, Lepidoptera, Nymphalidae. The record is from the annotation of a GenBank genome assembly.
AUGAAUGAAUCAAAGGCAUAUUCAUCAUUAUUUGCGUUGGUAGAUAGUCACUUAUCAAAAACAAGUGUUAACGAAAGUAAUAGUGUUGGUUCGCAUAAUGAAAUACAAAUACCAUCUCUAAAUGGAUUGCGGACUGGUAGUCUUUCCGAAACAUGGCUAUCACAGCCCCCUACUCAAAGACUACCAAUACCAACUCUCAAUUCUGGUGAAAGCCCAAUAACAAAUGUUUUAGCUGAACAAGUUGCAAAUAUGCUUAAAGCUAAAGAAAAAAAGCAAGAAGAAGAAAAGAAACAAAAAUUGGAAGAAGAAUUGAAAAAACUUAAAAUUGAGGAUGAAAAAAACUCUGUCAUCGAUUUAAUGAAGGCUUUACAAACUUCAUACCAUCCUGAACCCAUGUGUCAUUCUCAAGAUAUUUUGAGCAGUAGCAGUUCCUUUGAAUCCCUUUUUGAGUUAAAAUUUACAGACUGUGAUAAAGAACCUGAAAAAACUAAGACUCCAGAACCAUUGCUACCUUGUACUACAGAUCUGUCAUAUGUCUUGAAAAAUAAAGUUAAAAAAGCUAAAUGUUCCAAAUUUGGAAAAGUGGUUGCAGCCAAAUUAUGUCCUGUUGCUUUAGUUUACCUUAGAGAAAAUAUUGAUACAACUAUUACUAGAUUUAGAUUUGACACCAUAUCACCUUGUGAUGCCAUUAAAGAAAAAUUAAGAAGACCAACAAUAUCUUGCACUUAUACUGUAAGUAACAUAAUGUGA